CUGGGGAAGGAUGGCUGCCUCAACGCUGCCAUCUCCAUCAAGACCUUCCAGCUCUACCGCAGCUAUGCCAGGAUGUACACCAGCCUCAACGUGGAGAGCACUGUCACUGAAAAUGGGACAGGUAUCCAGAUGAAAGGCUAUGACCACAUCCCAGUCAGUGAAGAAAAUGACAGAGUGAUGUUCAAGAAUAUGGAUGUCUAUUACAAGAGGGGAAUUCCUUACUCUGGGGAGGUGACUGUGACAAAUGUGGAUGGCAAGCCCGUUGCUGGUAGGACUGUCCUGCUGGAGCUCAAUGAAGAAUAUCUGGCCAACUAUACCACUGACAAGAAUGGCAUUGCUGCCUUUUCCAUUGACACAUCCAACUUCUUUGACCCCAGUUUUAAACUGAGAGUGAGACAGGCACCAGAUGACUGUGCAGACUUCUUCAUCUGGAGGAAUGAGAAUGAGCCCCAAGCCUCAUUUUUUGUCCGGCGUUUCUACUCAUGGACCAACAGCUUUGUGAGAAUUGAGCCAGUGAAGGAGAAGCUCAGCUGUGGCCAGCAGCAAAUGAUCAACAUUCACUAUGUCCAUAGGAAUGCCAAACACACAAACUUCUACUAUGUGAUGAUGACAAAAGGAAAAGUUGUUCUCAGUGGCCUGCAGCAAGCCAGCAUCCCUGAUGGUACAUUCAGCAUCCCAUUGACUGUCACUGAAAAGCUUGCCCCCAGUGCCAGGCUGCUGAUCUACACAGUGCAUCCUCGUGGGGAGAUAGUGGCUGACAGCUCUUGGAUACAUAGUGAUGUGUGCUUCAAAAACAAGCUCCAGCUCGAGUUCUCAGAGGAGCAGGGUCUCCCAGGCUCUAAAGUCAACCUCCACCUUGAAGCUGCUGCCAACUCCUACUGUGCCCUGCGAGCUGUAGAUCAGAGUGUCCUUCUCCUUCAUCCUGCACGAGAGCUAUCUGCUGAGAGAGUGUACUACCAGCUGCACGUGGGUGAUUUGUAUGGCUACUACCACAAUGGGCUCAACCUGGAAGAUGACAAGCCAGAGGAGUGCAUCCCAAUCAAAACCACCUUUUUUGAUGGCUUAUAUUACGAGCCUGUGAAUGUCAGUCGUGAUGGUGAUGCCUACAGUGUCUUCAGGGAUAUGGGCCUGAAGGUUUUCACCAACACUGCCCUGAGGAAGCCAGUUCUGUGCAAUGAAGGCAAAGCAGAUACAGAAGCUCGCCCUGUCUCUUUUGACUAUGGUGCUGUCCCUGAGAUGGGCCAUGGAAUGGAUGAGUCAAGGAUUCUUGGUGGGAGCAUUCGUAACACUGUUAGAAAGUUCUUCCCUGAGACUUGGAUUUGGGACCUGGUUCAUACAAACUCUGAGGGAGAGGUCGAUGUCUCUUACACCAUUCCUGACACCAUCACAGAGUGGAAAGCCAGUGCCUUCUGUGUGCAGGACGAUGCUGGGUUUGGCAUCUCCUCCCCUGUCUCACUGAAAGCAUUCCAGCCAUUCUUUGUGGAUCUCACUUUUCCAUACUCUGUCACUCGAGGGGAAAGUUUUAAUUUAAUAGCCAACGUCUUCAACUACCUCAACGAAUGCAUCCAGAUCAGUGCCAAACUGGCAAAGUCAAACGACUACAAGGCAGAAAUCCUUCUACCAGAGAGCAACACAGCACAGCUGUGUGCCAAUGAGAGAAAAACCUACAUCUGGGCUGUCAGCCCCCACAAACUCGGUGAAGUGAAGUUCAAGGUUACUGCUGAGGCCAAACUGAAUACCAGAGGGGCUGAAGACAGCACAGCCCCAGAAGAGGAGACAGUUCACAGGGACACACUGAUCCAAACUCUACUUGUUGAGCCUGAAGGUAUUAAAAAGGAAUUGACUCAGAGCUCCCUCGUCUGUACGAAAGGUACAAUGACUUCUGAACCAGUGUCUCUCAGCCUGCCAAGAAACAUAGUGCAAGGAUCAGCCAGAGCCUAUUUUUCUGUGAUUGGAGACAUCUUGGGCACAGCCCUCAGGAACAUGGAGAACCUCCUCCAUAUGCCUUAUGGCUGUGGAGAACAGAACAUGGUCCUGUUCACACCCAACAUCUAUGCCCUGGAUUAUCUGAACAAGACUGGGCAGCUGACUGCAGAGCUCAGAAACAAGGGUACUGGAUACUUAUCCAGAGGGUACCAAAAACAGCUGUCCUACAAACACAGGGAUGGGUCCUACAGCUCCUUCGGGUCACGAGACAAGGGAGGGAGUGUGUGGCUCACUGCCUUUGUGUACAAGUCAUUUGCACAAGCUGCACGCUACAUCUACAUUGAUGACAACGUCCAGUCUCAGACUCUCAUCUGGCUGGCAAGCAAGCAGAAGUCAAAUGGUUGCUUUGAAAAUUCUGGCUCACAUUUCAACAAUGCUUUGAAGGGUGGAGAAGAAGGUGAAUACUCCCUCACAGCCUACGUCGUGGCAGCAUUGCUGGAGGCUGGACACUCUGCUGAGCACCCUCUCGUUCAGAGUGGCAUGAACUGUUUGGAGACUGCAUUUGGCAAUGGGGUCCACAACCUGUACAACCAGGCCCUCUUUGCCUACACCUAUCGAUUAGCUGGCAAAGAGACAAGAUGCCAGUUCUUCCUGGAGAAGCUGGACAAGGCAGCUACCAGAGAUGGUGGUUCAGUUCACUGGCAGAGAGAAAAUAAGCCACCAGAAGAAUAUGUCCCUGUCUUCUAUUCCCGUGCCCCUUCUGCUGAGAUAGAAAUGACUGGCUACGUGCUCCUGACUUUGCUCAACAAGCCAAACCUCUCCCCAGAAGAUUUAUCUCACAUUUCUCGUGUUGUGCACUGGCUUGUCAAGCAACAGAACCCAUAUGGUGGUUUCUCCUCCAGCCAGGACACUGUCGUUGCUCUCCAAGCUUUAGCCCAGUAUGGAUACCUCACCUUCUCUAAGAAAAAUCUUAACACAGUCAAAGUCAACUUGCUGGAGUCCCCCAGUAAGAGUUUCCAGGUGAACGAUGAGAACCGCUUCCUGCUGCAGCAGGUUUCCCUCCCCACCAUCCCAGGCAGCUACAGCGUGGAGGUGGCUGGCACUGGCUGUGUCUACCUGCAGACCACCCUGAGAUACAACGUCCACCUGCCAAAAAAAGCUGCAGGAUUUUCUCUCUCUGUACAGCUGGCCAAUGUGUCCUGCACAGAAAACUUCCCACCAAAAUUUGACCUUGUCCUCUCUGCCAGUUACACAGGAAGCCGCCAAGUCUCCAACAUGGCUAUUAUUGAUGUGAAGAUGCUCUCAGGUUUUGUUCCUGUCAGAUCUUCCCUGAAAAAGCUUCAGUACCAGAAUUCUGUUGUGGAUCAUGUAGACAUCAAGAACAACCACAUCUUCUUCUACCUUCACAAGGUCUCCCAGAAGACCAUCAGCUUCUCCUUCAGCGUGGAGCAGAGUCUGCCUGUCUCAGACAUCAAACCAGUGCCAGUACACAUAUAUGACUACUAUGAGACAGAUGAAUAUGCCCUUGCAGAAUACAAAGCACCCUGCUCCCCACCUUCCAGCUGA
This is a messenger RNA of Merops nubicus (carmine bee-eater), 3492 nucleotides long. RefSeq names its product ovostatin-like. Lineage: Eukaryota; Metazoa; Chordata; Aves; Coraciiformes; Meropidae. The record is from RefSeq and is a predicted model, not a curated record. Gene Ontology annotation, cellular component: extracellular region. Gene Ontology annotation, molecular function: endopeptidase inhibitor activity.